UAUUGCGAUGAGGUGAUGACAAUAAGAAACAACAAGUUGUCUUCAUACCACACUAUCAAAUCUCCCUGAUAUGCAAACUGAAAGACAACAGCGGCACGAUUACCAUCCCCACUCAUGCGACGACAAAGGACAGCCUCCCUCAUACAUCAUCCAUAACCACCGCUGUCCAUGAACUCGCCCAGUGAUGGAGACCCUCUUCAAUCGCCGGAACCACCACCUUCUUUCCCAAUCCUCGGAGUCCAGAAGACAAGGGCGGCUCCGAGAGAAGAGUCUCCUACUGCAUCCACAACAAGUCUUCCCCUCCGCGCCUCCAGUCCUACCCCCCUAGGGUCACGGAACAGCACCUUUUCGAGUGUCCUAUCACGCUCCAGCUCACCCAAUGGCAGACUCUCGCUGUCAUUUGCAAAAUUUGGUCGAUCUCAAGUGAACAGUCCUUUGGGGAACCCCUCGGAGAGUUACAAUGACACCAGAUCCCUCAUUGUCCGAGCAUUCUCACCUACAGUCGCAGUCUGUGCUGCACCCGAGGUUGACGAACUAGCCGUUCGCAAAGGCAUAAAAGAUGGAUUCACGGGGUUGGUACGACCUUUCGGAGACAAGAUCAAUGGUAAAGUUGUUGUAAGAGACAGCACCGGUGCCAGUAGAGCAUGGGAGGACUUUGGCGUGCAUUUUACGAACUUGAGCCAACUGGUUCAGAAUGGCAUGAAUCCUUCUGCAGAAGCGGGUCAUCUUGAAAAGGUCGAAGAAUUGAUGGAACAAUUCACAGGAGAAGGUUUCGAUGACACAGCUGAUGUUCCUGCCAGAGGCGAGGUAUCCCACUUCUACAAACUAUUCUUGGCCAGAUUACUAUGCCUGCAGUCAAUGAGCCCGCAUGAGUCUUUCCGGCAUCCUGUUGGUGCGGUCAUAGCUAUCAGCUCUUCUACCAACCAGCCUAUUGAGACGCUCCGGAAUCUUUACCAGCAGACAGCUCAAGGUUCAAACGCCUUACCAGCGUAUGCGAAUCCAGAGUACCUGCGGUACUAUGUGCUUGUGCAUGACGAAGAUCGGGAUGAUUUCAGCAAGUCGUCCGCGCUGUUCGAUCAGAUGAAACGCCAUUUUGGCCUCCAUUGUCACCUCUUGAGGCUGAGAUCUGUGCCAUGUACCGAAUCAGAUGAUGACACUGAGGAACUCCCGGUCUGCGAAUGGCUUUCACCAUCUGAACAACUCUCACUUUUACAAGAUACUGCACACCUGAUAGACCUUAAUGCUUCGACUUCGCCGUACAUAUUUUCGUCCGAUGUCACUUCGCUGCGGGGAUUUGUUCGCGAACUCAUCGCUCAAUCGAUUGUGUAUCACAUGGAGCAAAGGGUUGCAAUGUGGAAUGAACAGGUUGCAUCUCGACGGAGGGGCAUUUCUGGACGUUUCAUGUCUUUGUCGAAAAGGUGGACUGGAAUUGGAAGUUCACGAAAUUCUUCAGCGACCAGCCUGGGUGCUUCGGGAGCAAGUGGCAACUACGACAGUUUACAAGGAACCUAUCGGUACGAUGCUCCAGAAAGCCUUCUCCGCAAGCUAGCAGACUAUGCAUUCAUGCUACGAGACUACAAGCUGGCAGCGUCCACAUACGAACUUCUUCGAUCCGACUAUUCGAACGAUAAAGCAUGGAAACACCUAGCCGGUGCUAACGAGAUGUGCUAUGUCGCCACUUUACUUAAUCCCUUGACCAGCAGUGGCAGUUCCAAAUUCAAAAUCGAGAACUUUGACCUCAUGGUCGAAACAGCAAAUUAUUCAUAUCUGACCCGGUGCUCAGAUCCGGCAUUAGCAUUGAGAGCGACUCUGUUAGGCGUCGAACUACUCAAGGUUCGAGGGCGCGCAGCCAGUGAGCUUGCCGCUAAAUGGGCCAUCCGAUGCUUGGAGCUUGGUCUGGUGGGCAGUAUAGGACACGUUCUCCUUAGUGAGCGGGUUGCAUCUUGUUUUGCCGACCGCGUCGGUAUUGGCAACACUGGCUGGGGCAUGCGGAAGCGAAAAGCUGCGUUGUGGAAUGUCAUGGCCGCCGACGAAUGGAUGAAAUUGGGAAGAGCAGAAGUUGCGGCAGAAAAGCUGGACGAAGCCCAAGAGCUGUACAACGAAACAAAGACCAGCGAGUCCAUGAAGCAAUUCCAUGAGAUGGCUCAAUACGUGGAACAGUUGCGUCUUGCCGUCAGGAUCAAGCUUGGUGAGGCGAGAAAGAGGGGAUUCAGCGGAGCUACGCGACAACUGGAACUAGAUCUCGACGGCCAAGAACAGACUGAAGUUGAAGAUGAAACGCUGGAGGAGAUGAAUCCGCUCGAGAAAGUAGACAGCCCGAUCAACAGGAGGAACCUGAAGCCUGCUGGUGGUGCAGGCGUCAACCCAUUAGAACAAGCGCCACUGAGUCCAGUCCGACUAAACCGACCAGAUCCUUUGUUGCGAGAGGAUGACGAUUUUGAAUGAAGACAUGAAUGCUCUGUAGUCGUUGUGUUCCGAGGUAUGAAGAUUAAGAGCAGGUACUUAGUGUCAGGAUAUGGAAUACUUGUAAUACUCAUUGCCAACGA
This is a messenger RNA of Exophiala oligosperma, 2546 nucleotides long. RefSeq lists its product as uncharacterized. The record is from RefSeq and is a predicted model, not a curated record. The coding region runs from base 169 to 2445 and encodes 758 amino acids. NCBI's taxonomy places the organism in Eukaryota, Fungi, Ascomycota, Eurotiomycetes, Chaetothyriales, Herpotrichiellaceae. The transcript has a single exon. Gene Ontology annotation, biological process: protein localization to phagophore assembly site; endoplasmic reticulum to Golgi vesicle-mediated transport. Gene Ontology annotation, cellular component: cytoplasmic vesicle; phagophore assembly site; TRAPPIII protein complex.